AACAGCAUUUAUUUGAAAUAGAAAUCUUUUGUAACAUUAUAAAUGUCUUUAUCAAGCUUUUGGCAUAGUGUAUAAUGUUUUAUUUCAGAUAAAUGCUGAUCUUUGGAUCUUUCUAUUCAUCAAAGACUCCUGGAAAAAUUUACUCAACUGUUUUAAAUAUUGAUGAUGAUGAUGAUAAUAAUAAUAAUAAUAAAUGUUUCUUUAACAGCAAAUCAGCAUAUUAGAAUGAUUUCUGAAGGAUCAUGUGACACUGAAGACUGGAGUAAUGAUGCUGAAAAUUCAGCUUUGUAUCACAGGAAUAAAUUACAUUUAAAAAUAUAUUUAAAUAGAAAGCAGUUAUUUUAAAUAGUAAAAAUAUUUUAAAAUUGUACUGUUUUUGCUGUACUUUGGGUCAAAUAAAUGUAGGCUGGGUGAGCAGAAAAUAAUUCUUUAAAAAGAACAUUAAAAAUCUUACUGUUCAUUACAUAUGUACAUAGUAAAUUCCUGACUGUAUAUAUACAGGGGUUGGACAAUGAAACUGAAACACUGGCCAAUAUAGUGUUGGAGGUUUCAUGGCUAUAUUUAUGCAGCCUGGUGGCCAGUCUUUACUGAUCGCACAUUCCACCAAUAAGAGCAGAGUGUGAAGGUUGACUUUGUGCACCCAAUAGCUCAAACAUUGUACCCUGAAGGUGGUGCCGUGUAUUAGGAUGAUAAUGCACCAAUACACACAGCAAGACUGGUGACAAGAGUGAUUUGAUGAACAUGAAAGUAAAGUUAAACAUCUCCCAUGGCCUGCACAGUCACCAGAUCUGAAUAUUAUUGAGCCACUUUGGGGUGUUUUGGAGGAGCGAGUCAGGAAAUGUUUUCAUACACCAACAUCACAUAGUGACCUGGCCACUGUUCUGCGAAAGGAAUGGCUCAAGAUCCUUCUGGCUACUGUGCAGGACUUGUAUUUGUCAUUCCCAAGAUGAAAUAAUGCUGUAUUGGCUGCAAAAGGAGGCCAAACGGCAUACUAAUUGUGGUCUAAACCCAGGUGUUUUCACUGUCCAACCCCUGUAUGUAUAUUGUGUGUAUGCAUGUAUAUAUAUAUAUAUAUAUAUAUAUAUAUAUAUAUGUAUAUAUAUAUAACAUACGAAUAGCUUGUCAAAGACUGUUGUGUAGCGACAGUACUCACAGCCUAAUAGAUAUCAUUAAUUUAUAAAGGCCUGAUUCUGUCGUGUGUAAAGUGCAGUCAAGUGUAAUCAGUGUGUUUGGAGCGGUGACUAGAAAAGCUGCUGUGAUCAAAGAAGAAAAUAAUGAAAGCGUAAGUUCAAUAUUGUCUAUUAAGCUUUGGUAAAAUUUCACUAUUUUAUUUUUAAAGAGACGCAGGCUAUUUUCUGUAUAUAGCAUAUGUGUAUUUUCUAAAUGCUUGAUAUGCAGAUGCGUCUGUUUUUGUGUUCUCCGCAAGUGACGGCCGUGCCAGAUAGAAUGUCUUUCUUCUUCUGAAAAUGCCUUGAAGUCUCUUGGGAACUUUGAGUUAUUUUUGCUGCUUUUAAAGGCUUCAUGUCUUUAUUCAUCUUGUGGAGAGCACUGGGGAUAAAACUGCCCACCUCCCAGUUUUAUUCCCACAUCCUCUCCUGUUUCUUCAUCUUUCUGUUCUCUAGUUUUCGUGAAGCAUUACUUUCUUGUAUACAACAUCUGGAGCAUUAAUGCUCUAGAAAGUAAAAGGAUGUUAAGGUAUUAGUGUGGUAGACGAAGGGCGAAAGGUUAAUUCCUUUGCGGUUGUCCUGAAUCCGUAGAGGAUUUAGAGGAGAUCUUAUUUCUUUUGUUUUCUUGGCGGUACAGAUGUGAGCCGUCUCUUGGAUUAGUGCUCUCAGACGUGUGUUAGAAACAGCUUGCCAUGGUCACCAAAGACAACACUAACUCUGGCACUGGUGGCAAGACAACCUGCGUGAAGAAACAAAAGUGUAUGAUGAACAAUUUUCAAAAGGCUGGGACGUUUUCCCCAAAGAAGACCAUAUUUGAACCCGAACUGACCUUAGAGGUCACGGCUGACGAUGCUGAAAAGAAAACUAAUCUGGUUGCAGUGAACGGUGUUGUAGAAACAACUGCGAAUGAGCAGACGUGUAACGUAUGGAGCGUUUCCAAUCUCCAGAAUCUGAAAGAGAUGCAGUAUCUGCACCACGAGGCUGAGGACAGUCUAAUCGACCCAUCACUGGACAUGGACAAGUCGUCUCUCAUGGGUUUCAUCGACUCUAGUAACCUAGAGAGCUCAGAGGAUGUUCAGACCGCUCCGUGCAUCCAGGUGGACGUUAAAACGGAUGUGGUGCUGAUUGAUGAGGAUGAUGAUGAUAUGUCUCUAAGAGAGAGGACAGUGACGGACUUGUCCACUACGGAUGGGAACGCAGCUGAGCUUGUGUGCGGGGGGCUCCAGUCAAUCUCCUCCAACUCCUCCCACUCUUUAUGUGAUGGGCGGAGUCUAGAGCAGGGCUCGACCAAUGAGACGCCUCAAGAGAAACAGGAGCCACCCAAAAAACAAAAACGCACUUGCUGCCACUGCGUUAUCAUUUGAUGUUUCUUGGAGAAAGGGCCAGGAUUAUACACUUUUUGAGGAUUUUUCUCUUUAAAAAUGUAUAAUGUUAGUCAAUGUUUCUUGCGUCAACAGCCAUUAGUUUUCUCCAUGACCAUUUUUAACUCUCUGUCUGACUCUUAGAAUUAAACAGGCUUUUUUUGCUACUGUCCUUGAUAUUUCUAAACUAUUUUACUUCCAUAUGACAUAUUUCCAAGUGAGAGACCAUUUCAAUAGGGGAAAAGGAAGGGCAUUUUAUUAUGUUAGUCAAAGUUUCUUGAAGCAAAAACGGUCAUAUUUAAGUUUGUCAUGACCAUUUUUAUCUCUUACAGUUGACCUAGUUUAUUUUGCUGCUGUCUUUUUUAUUGAAGCCUAUUUCUGCCAUGGAAUAAAAAGAAAUAAAAAGGGUACUUCCAAGUUUUUAUCUCAGACUUCUUUUUUCUCCUCUCCAAAAAAGUAAGAAUUAUGAGAUAAAAACUCAGAAUUGCGAGAAAAAAAGUUGCAAUUAACUUUAUUUUUUAUUCUGUGGCAGAAAUGGGCUUCUAGACAUUUUAAAGUAAAAAAAACAACAACAACAACUUCCACUGUGUGAUAUUUCCAAGUGAAAGAAUAUUUAAUGAGGAAAAGGGAAGAACGUCCACCUUAUUUUUCCCCUAAGAGUGGGUGUGGCCAUUGGUAUAUUUUAUGGGUCUGGUUUCUGGUCUCAUCCACGUCCAGCUAUUUUCAGCUGUACAAAACAGCUUGUUUUGCUGCUUGAUAUUGCAAAUUGGCGUGUCUUACUAUAUUAUUUUAAUGUAUUAUCUUAAUUACGAACACACUGGUUUUCAGUGCAUACAGUUUUACCGUUUACUGCACGUUGUUAUUUUUCUCAUUAUUUCCCUAAAACGGCUAAUGGACCAGAAGUCUCACCCAUAUGCUUACUUCCGCAUUGAAGAACAAGGUGGAUAAAGAUAACUAUAAAGUUUUAAUAAUCUUUCUAAUUCAAGAGAGCAUUCAAGUAUAAUGAUAUCGACAUGGAGGAAUUAUAUUAUUGUAAUCACUUGCAGAAUGAUUUUUCCAGCUGAUGAAUGAUGAAAACAUUGAAAGCCAAUUAGAGUUCAUCUUGAUUUAAAGAGUUUGUGCGUUUAGAGUCACAGACAAAACUGCAGCACACUAAUGACAGAAUGUCAUUGUGCGUUAGUGUGAGCGCUAAAAUAUAGUUAUCCUUCUUGUUGUAAGUGGGUCUUAAAAAUUAAAAUUCUGUCAUUAAUUACUCACCCUCAUGUCGU
Labeo rohita (rohu) is the source of this 3795-nucleotide messenger RNA. RefSeq names its product paralemmin-2. The record is from RefSeq and is a predicted model, not a curated record. The transcript is spliced from 2 exons. The coding region runs from base 1859 to 2530 and encodes 223 amino acids. Lineage: Eukaryota; Metazoa; Chordata; Actinopteri; Cypriniformes; Cyprinidae.